Messenger RNA from Neurospora crassa OR74A, 375 nucleotides. RefSeq lists its product as hypothetical. The record is from RefSeq and is a predicted model, not a curated record. Bases 1 to 375 code for a protein of 124 amino acids. Lineage: Eukaryota; Fungi; Ascomycota; Sordariomycetes; Sordariales; Sordariaceae. The transcript is spliced from 3 exons.
AUGCCGAGCAAGAGAAGAACUCGUCUCAAGAUUCUGACCGCUACAUAUGGACGAGACAUCUAUUUACGGUGGGGACGUAAAGCGAGAUUGACGCUCCCAGACGGCCUCAUUCGAUGGAAAAUCACCGAAAAUGAGAAAUUCCCCAUUGCACUAUGGGAGACCGCGUCCGGAAAGACACAAAUCAGGUUGUACACAGUAAUUUUGAAACCGAAGAACUCAACUGGACUUCUCAAGGCGCCACGGUUUGCGCGCGAGUUGUGGGCGGGAUCACACGCUGUGCUCAUCUUUUCUCCAGCCGCAGCUGAGGCUCGCUCCAGUCCAGUCGAGCACUCCAUCGCCGGAAGGCUACCGGAGCUUUACACACUUCUUGACUGA